AUGAACCAUUCGAUGGCGCCGACACCGGACAUGCACAACAUUUACGGUUUUCACCAUCAUCACCAGCAACAACAACAGCACCAGCAACAAUCACCCGAUUUGCUCAGAAGUGGAGGUCACGUCGUGACCACUAAAGCCGAUUCUUCAUCCUCAUCGCCGUCACUCUGUUAUAAUAAGACUUCGACUUUCACCCAAGAUUUCAUGUUGGCCAAUGACUCUUGUCAAACGCAACAGCAACAGGAUGACGACAGUUGCAGUGACGGAGAAGAUUCGAGCCAACCCAGCUGCACUUACCGCUCUGUCCACCACAGUUUCGUGGGGACUUCGAUAAGACAAGGCGCUGACUUGUCGUCGGCCGGUUCGAUGGGUCGGCACAAUAUGGUGGCGGCGGCGGCGGCAGCGGCGGCGGACGGUUACUACGGUGCGGGUAGCGGUAACCACGGUAAUGGGAACGCGGGACAUCAUCAUCACCACCAUCACCAUGGUCACCACCAUCACCAUCACCAUAACGGCAACGGAAACGGUCAUAAUCAUCAUCACCAUCAUCACAACGCCCCGGCGGGAAUGGCGGUGGCGGCGAUUGUGGACGCACAAGGCGCGGGCGGCGUCGGAGGUGGAGGCGGUGGAGGUGGCGGGUACAGGGUGCAGAGGCAAGCGGCCAACAUACGGGAACGUAGACGAAUGUUGAGGUCAGACCUGGCGCCGACUCGGGCAGCGGAUAGGCCCACGCCGGUCAAAAUCAGCAUCAACUCGGCGUUCGACGAGCUCCGCGGACACGUGCCCACGUUCCCGUACGAGAAGCGACUCAGCAAGAUCGACACGCUCCGUCUGGCGAUCGCUUACAUCGCGCUGUUGCGCGAAGUUCUGUCGGCCGACUGCGACCCGCUCACUUACGUCCAGCGAUGUCUGAGCGGCGAGCGGACGCCCGAACGUGCCGAAUGGAACACCAGUGAUCUAACAGCCAGACUUUCGUGGAUCAACUGGGAGAACUUGGGCGUAAAUCCCAACAGGCGAGGCGUCUUGACGUCUUAUUCGAUUCCUGACAACGUAAACAACUAA
Messenger RNA from Macrosiphum euphorbiae (potato aphid), 1059 nucleotides. Lineage: Eukaryota; Metazoa; Arthropoda; Insecta; Hemiptera; Aphididae. The record is from the annotation of a GenBank genome assembly.